This is a messenger RNA of Paramormyrops kingsleyae, 1856 nucleotides long. The record is from RefSeq and is a predicted model, not a curated record. NCBI's taxonomy places the organism in Eukaryota, Metazoa, Chordata, Actinopteri, Osteoglossiformes, Mormyridae.
AAGACAAUUUCCCCAUGGGGAUCAAUAAAGUAUCAAUUAUUGUUAUGUAGCAUUUUUAAAUUUUAUUAAUGGCUAGAAAGGAAUGCAUGUGCAAUAUAGUAGUGUAGUGUAUUAUGAGUUGUCAGUACAUAUUUGACAGUUUUCUCCUUGAUAAAUUAAACUGUUGGAUCAGGCAUGAAUUCCUUAACCACAUACAGGGUAAUAUUUAAAGGUGAAAUGUUUAGCACAGUUUGCUCAGGCCGGUUUAGAAUGAUGGAGUAAAUGGAAGUAUCCCAUAGAACUUCAUUAGAGAAUAUAACUUAGGACGGUACAGAGCGAGAAUGCAAGAUUCUAAUCAUAUCUCAGUGAAUUUCUAUAAAUAAUUACACCGAGACAGCUGGACUGGAUUUUCACAUCACUCCGGGUUGAUGAUGUCAGCAAAUGAAGUAAAUGGACAGUGUAGCUGACUUAGCAGUUAUCGGUUUGCAUUUUAGCAGUGGAGUUAUGAUGGGAAUAUGCAAAAGGGAAUUUAUUUCCCCAUGGCUGGCGCGCUUGAGCAUGCCGUCUCCCUGCAGUUAAACUCUUCAGUGGGGAAUAUUUAGACCUCAGAAAUUCAGACUCAGUCCUUCUCUUUUACUUUGCAACCCAAAAUGCAGGACUGAGUGCAUCUUAAGUGGCUGGCCGCUUUUAGCACCCACUUUUAGUCAGAACGCAAUUAAGGAAAAUGAGCACAUUUUUUUCUAACUAUCCCAAGAAAAAGACAGAAUAAAUUAAUACCAUUACAUUUUCAUUGUAAAGGAAAGUUAGGGAAUUAGCUGCUAGACGGAAUCUGCUAAGGUAAAGAGCAGCAGAGUUUGAGGAUUUAUCAUCGAGAUGAAGUCUACGAUGUGACAUUUUUUUUAUGUAACGCUUUUAGGUAAACUUCCUGCUUCCACAGAGUUGUGUUUUGCUGUGUUCUGCAGGCAUGACUUGUCAGGCACGGACUUCUUAUACUGAGGACGAGGUCCUUUGGGGACACCGUUUCUUUCCGGUCAUAUCCCUGGAGGAAGGCUUCUUCAAGGUGGACUACUCGCAGUUCCACGGCACCUUCGAGGUGCCGACGCCGCCCUACAGCGCCAAGGAGCAGGAGGAGGCCCUGCUCAUCUCCUCCCCACUGAUGGCGCCCUCGUUGAGCAACAGCGGCGAGAAGGACAGCUCGCUGGACUGCUUGGAGAAGCUGGAGGACGCGGAGGUGGCAGCCAAGCUGCCGGCCAAGCUGCAGAAGAUGACGGGCCGCGAGGGCCUGCCGCGGAAGCUGCUGAGAAUGAGCUCCACUGCCUCGGAGAUGACCUACAGCCUGGGCGAGCUGCCCAUCAAGCUGCAGCGCAUUAGCUCCGUGCCCGGCGUCUCUGAGGAGAAGGGGGGCUCCAAGGUCACCAAGGUCAGCACGGAACCCAUCAGCAAGUCGGUCGCCGAUCUGCCUCCAAAGCUUCAGAAGUUGGCUGGAGGAGGAGGCGGUGGGCGCAUGGAUGAACACCUCCCUCCCAAACUCCGAAAAAUGAAUUCAGACAGGUUUACGUAAAAAUCAAAAAGACAAGCUAUGUAACAGCUCUUCCCCCCUCCUGAAUUAUUUCUCCCACAUCUGCCGUUCUGCACAGCUAUUAAGGACAAUAUCAUAUUAUACUCAAGAUAUACAUCUAACGUUUUCGUAUAUAGAUUUAUGGGUGUAAAUAUACAUGCUUUGAUAUGGGACCUUUGAUAGUCAGGAUGCUGUAUCGCCGCUAAGACCUACUGCCAUGCACAGCUAAGCAUGUAAAACAGCAUUUCCCAUGCAGCAUGGCACUUAGACAGCUGUCCGUUCACGGGAACCAUCAAGAUAAAUAAAUUUCACCAGAGAA